AUGCCGUCCUCAUCCACGAAACAUAGUCGUUCUUCCUCCCACCCAUCCUCGGCUACUCAUCAUAGUAGUCGUUCCAAGCACAAGAUUCGCAAGUCGGUAUCGAGUGAUUCACCCCCGAAAUCAGUUGUUAUUCUCCUUCCACCACAAGCACCUCCUGUCAUCAUCUCCUCGCCGUCCCACCGCACGGCCGUGCCCGCUGCCCCCGCGCUCCUCCACUCAUCAUCCAAGUCAAUGCCGGUCCCCACCCAGAUCCACACCUCCUCUUCAUAUCCUCCUCCCGUCAACGUCACGACCAGUACAUCGCACCACCAUAGGGCUCCCCAUGGCGCGUCAGGAAGUCGAAGUAAAUCCCGGCAUCAUUCGAGCGGGCCCAGCCAUAGUAUGCCCGUUAGCUCGUCCCCCCCUCACACCACAAAGUAUAGCUACACGAUCGCCCCUAUCGGGCGCUCUGUGAGUAAUACUUCAUCUGGUAGCGGACAUGGGUACCCUAGUCACCAUAGUGCACGAGCAACGGUGACGAGACCGGAGGAUGAGUACUACGAUCAUCCGGCGGUUCGGGCAUACGAGAUGCAGAAGGCGGCGGAGCAGGCGAGGUGGAAUAGGAAGGCGCAGCUCGAACGCGAGCAGAUGCAGCAGCAUCGUGUUCAGGUCCAGGUGUUCAAUGCUCCAGGAAGCCAACACCGUUGGUGA
Molecule: messenger RNA, 690 nt
Organism: Coprinopsis cinerea okayama7#130
Lineage: Eukaryota; Fungi; Basidiomycota; Agaricomycetes; Agaricales; Psathyrellaceae
Exons: 1
Coding region: 1-690 (229 amino acids)
Source: RefSeq, a predicted model, not a curated record